Molecule: messenger RNA, 1815 nt
Organism: Lotus japonicus
Lineage: Eukaryota; Viridiplantae; Streptophyta; Magnoliopsida; Fabales; Fabaceae
Product: glucan endo-1,3-beta-glucosidase 5-like
Exons: 2
Coding region: 162-1616 (484 amino acids)
Biological process (GO): carbohydrate metabolic process
Cellular component (GO): plasma membrane
Molecular function (GO): hydrolase activity, hydrolyzing O-glycosyl compounds
Source: RefSeq, a predicted model, not a curated record
AACAAAACUGGUUACUACACAGUACACACAAACACAGUGUUUGAGUGUUUCUUUCUUCACCUUUACUCAUUCAUAGCAUAAACCAACCACCACACUGUGAUGUUGAUUCAACCCUGAAACCCUGUUCAAAAUCUCUCACCAUUUUCACCAUUUUGCUAGCAAUGUUGGAACCCAGGUUGGGUUUUGUGGUUUGGUCCCUAUGGCUUUUAUACUGGAGCUUGGUUCCAGCGGUGGAAUCAGGUAUAGGUGUCAACUGGGGCACUCUUUCUUUCCACCGGCUGAAACCCUCCACGGUGGUUGAUCUGCUUAGAGAAAACAGGAUCCAAAAAGUGAAGCUGUUUGAAGCUGAUUCUGAUGUGCUUAAGGCACUCAUGGGGAGUGGUAUUCAGGUCAUGGUUGGGAUCCCCAAUGAAAUGUUGUCUGCCCUCAGCUCCUCUCCUGUUGCUGCUGAUUUCUGGGUUCGCCGGAAUCUCUCUGCUUAUAUUGGUGGUAGAAGAGGUGCUGAUAUCAGGUAUGUUGCUGUUGGAAAUGAACCCUUCCUUACGAGUUAUAAUGGUCAAUUUCAGAACUUUGUCAUUCCAGCCAUAUCCAAUCUACAACAGUCUUUAGUCAAAGCAAAUCUUGCGGGUUAUGUGAAGCUAGUUGUCCCUUGCAAUGCAGAUGCCUACGAGUCCCCGGGACCUCCUUCCCAAGGGGCAUUCCGACCUGAACUGACUCAGAUAAUAACUCAACUGGUUCAGUUCCUCAACUCAAAUGGUUCUCCAUUCGUUGUCAACAUCUACCCGUUUCUAAGCCUUUAUGACAAUGGAGAUUUUCCCCAAGAUUACGCGUUCUUUGAGGGAACUACUCAUCCUGUCACAGAUGCUUCUAAUGUUUACACCAAUGCAUUUGAUGGAAACUACGACACUUUAGUCGCAGCCCUCAGUAAACUCGGAUACGGUCAGAUGCCCAUAGUUAUUGGGGAAAUUGGUUGGCCCUCAGAUGGAGCCCUUGGUGCAAAUGUCACCGCUGCAAAGGUUUUCAAUCAAGGCCUCAUCUAUCACAUUGCAAGUAACAAAGGGACCCCUUUGAGGCCAGGUAUUCCUCCUAUGGAUGUUUAUCUUUUCAGUUUACUUGACGAAGGAGCUAAGAGCACGCUUCCGGGAAACUUUGAAAGACACUGGGGGAUAUUUUCGUUUGAUGGGCAGGCUAAGUAUCCAUUAGACCUUGGACUUGGAAAGAAGGAAUUAAGAAAUGCAAGGAAUGUUCAGUAUCUUCCAUCUAGAUGGUGUGUGGCAAACCCCUCCAGUGAUUUGACUAAUGUAGUAAACCAUAUGAGAAUUGCCUGUAGUGUUGCGGACUGCACCACGCUUAACUAUGGAGGUUCAUGCAAUGAAAUCGGCGAGAAGGGUAAUGUAUCAUAUGCUUUUAACAGUUACUAUCAGCUAAGAAUGCAAGAUUCACAAAGCUGCAAUUUUGAUGGGCUUGGUAUGAUUACUUUCCUGGACCCUUCAGUUGGUGAUUGUCGUUUUCUUGUAGGCGUUGGCUCAGAUUCAUCGACAUCUCAAACAACCUAUCAGUGGUGGGUUGUAGUAUUACUUCUAAUUCUACAUGGGACUUUCUCUCUUUCAAAGUGAUUUAGAGGUUUCAUUAGUGGGUUUUUCAUGGUACCCCCUUCUGAGACUGUUAGAACUAGAAUAGCUGAUAUACUACUUAAUCUUAGAAAGAUUCAAAAGAUUCAUCGUUUGUAGCCCUGUAUAUGAACAAGCCAUUGUCAUAUAAGGGACUGUGUAAACAUUGUCACGAUGGUAUUGAAUAUUGCACAUAUUUAUUUCA